Lymnaea stagnalis (great pond snail) is the source of this 8342-nucleotide messenger RNA. The record is from the annotation of a GenBank genome assembly. NCBI's taxonomy places the organism in Eukaryota, Metazoa, Mollusca, Gastropoda, Lymnaeidae.
UAACUAAACUGUUUAUACAGAUUGAACUACCAGAUUGUAGCUGAGGACUGAAUGAUUAGAUUGUAAUUACAGACUGAGUGACUAGAUUGUAUCUACUACCGAGUGAUUAGUUUGCACCUUCAGACUGAGUGACUAGAUUGUAUCUACUACCGAGUGAUUAGCUUGCACCUACAGAACGAGUGCCUACUCUUCUGAAACUAUGGGUCAUUCAAUGAAGCUAUUCCGCCUUUAAAAUCAAGUUCUUUACAUUCCAUGUGGCCAGCAGAAUUUUAUCACAGUUGUCAAAGUUUUUCUAAUUUUAUGUAUUUGUUUAUAUUUUUGUUGAUAUGCAGUUUAACAUAGAUGUUCCAUACAAAUCUUGAAUACAGUUUGACAUAGCUGUUCCAUACAAAUCUGGUAUACAGUUUGACAUAGCUGUUCCAUACAAGUCUUGCAUACAGUUUGACAUAGCUCUUCCAAACGAGUCUUGUAUACAGUUUGACAUGGCUGUUCCAUACAAAUCUUGUAUACAGUUUGACAUAGCUGUUCCAUACAAGUCUUGCAUACAGAUUGACAUAGCUGUUCCAAACGACUCUUGUAUACAGUUUGACAUAGCUGUUCCAUACAAGUCUUCGAUUCAAGUCUUGUAUACAGUUUGACCUAGCUGUUCCAUAUAAGUCUUUACACAGUUGGACCUAGCUGUUCCAUAUAAGUCUUGUAUACAGUUUGACCUAGCUGUUCCAUAUAAGUCUUUAUACAGUUGGACCUAGCUGUUCCUUACAAGUCUUGUUCACAGAUUGACAGAGCUCUUCUACCUUACAGUCUCCAAAAUGCCGAGAUUUUUUUGCCUGGUGGCUGUAUCAGUGAUUCUCACGCAGAUCUGUGUGGAUGCUUUCCCCCGUGAUCCAAAUCAGUUCAAGGGUUACAGAUAUCAACCGGGCGGCAACAGGAGAGGGCGUGGUGGCAAUGCUCAAGGGGGCGCCAGUCGGAAUGCACAGGGUAAUCUGAACAAUUAAUGAUAAAAUUACAUUAUUUUGUUGAGUCAAAAAAGAACAUUUGUUAUUAUUUUGUUCAAACUUUGGAGACAGACAUUCGACAUAUCGAAAACAAUUUGUCUCAUUGAGUGAAAUAUAAAUACUUUGAAAUACUAACUUUGAAACUAAACCAAACAGAAGCGAUCUAUUCAAAGUAUGGCAAACUCAAAGCUGCUAAAUACAAUCUCAGAAAUGUACUGACAUUUUGUUCAAUGAAUUACAAGGUGAGACUUUGCUUGAUGUUUUUAUGCCCUAGUCCACUGUACGGUUGUAUGCCCUAGUCCACUGUACGAUUGUCUGACAUAUGCCACUGAUCUUAUGUGUGCCCUAUGCCACUGCCCGGUUGUGUGACAUAUGCCACUGUCCGGUUGUGUGCCCUAUUUCACUGUACGAUUGUUUGAGAUAUGCCACUGACCAUUUGUGUGCCCUAUGCCACUGUCUGGUUGUGUGCCCAAUUACACUGUCUGGUUGUGUGCCCUAUGCCACUGUCCUGUUGUGUGCCCAAUUACACUGUAUGGUUGUGUUCCUUAUGCCACUGUCCGGUUGUGUGCCCAAUUACACUGUCGGUUGUGUGGCCAAUGCCUCUGUCCGGUUGUGUGCCCCAUUCCACUGUCCGGUUGUGUGCCCUAUUCCACUGACCGGUUGUGUGCCCUAUGGCCAUGUCUGGUUGUGUGCCCAUUGCAUUCACAGAUGAUAUUUUUUUCAAUUAAUUCCACAUCACAAUUUUAGUCACAUUAAAAUUUAGAGCCCCCCCCCCUCCCCCUUGCAGCUCAUGAAGUGAGUAUAAAGUUGUUCCUUUCUGCACACCUUUCAUGGGAUAAUCCGUGCGGUCAACUUAACACACAAAGAAAACAUACGAUUUAUUUCAAGGAAUAUUAUGUAGCAAUGUUGUCUUUACAUUUAAAAUUCUAUCUAUAGCAUUGAUUUAAACAAUUAACACUUAUCUAGAGUAUUGAUAAUGUAAGUUACUAAAUUACAGUGUUAAAAGUGUCUGGAGACAUAGUGAAGUGUGACUUAGUUUCUGUAAGACUUUAGCCGUGUCAUCAUUCUUUGAUAUUGUUCAUGCCAGGAUGUUCAUCACAGCCAAGCAGGUCCUUCCUGAACUUUCUGGCAGUGCUCUCGGGCGACUACGGGCGCACACAGUUCAAAACUGGUGACGUGAUCCAGGACACGCCCAGCAGUCUGCUGCUCAAACCUGUUUUUAGCCCCACCCUUCAGUGGGUCGGUAAAGUCAAAUAUUUACAUAAAUAUACAUAGGCAUGUUAACAUUUCAAUUAACAAAAAACGCUACUGUACAUAACUGGUCUAUCCCAGUGCUGUGUCUAGAAAUCUUUUUAAAAAUACCCAUGCACAAUGGAUGGUUUGUACAUUAUGGAAGGUUAAUACAUAAUAAAAGGUUACACAUAAAAUAGGUUUAUACAUAACGGAAGGUUUGAAUAUAAUAAGAGGUUUAUACAUAAUGGAUAGUUUAAACACAAUAAAAGGUUUAUACAUAAUGGAAGGUUUUUACCUAAUUAAAUAUUUAUAAAUAAAGGAAGGUUUAUACAUAACGGUUACCGGAAAUUUGAUCGAAUCUUUUUUCAGUUCACACUUUAAAAUGUUCGUUAAAUUUCUUUUUGAACGCACUUUACUAUAUAGAAAAAAACAAAAUAAUGCGUUCAGAAAGAAAUUUGAAGCAAAAUUUUAAAAUAAAAACUGAAGAUAAAAAUAGAUUCGACCAAAUUUCCGUUCGAUCAAAUCACCGUCGAUCAAUUUACCGUGGACGACAUUUCUUUCGAUCUAAUUUCCGGAUACGAUACAUAACGGAUGAAAACAGGCUCGAACAGAAGUAGUCCGUUACUUUGAGUUCAUCUAAUCUAUGUUUGUGUAUGUCCCGGUGUGUAGCAAAGAACAGAAGUCUGUGCCAGUGGGUCUUCUACUCAACAUGGGCACUAUGAAACACAAUGGGUCCACAGAAGAUUCCUUGUUUGGUGGCCACGAAAAAUUUUAAUAGUAUGGGAUAUAUAUAUAUAUAUAUAUAUAUAUAUAUAUAUAUAUAAUUGUUUGAAAUGUUUCUUAACAGAAACUGGCAUACAUAUUAAUCAUUAAUUAUCCGGAAUGAAAUACUAGGAAAGAGAGGAGGGAGGGGGUGAACUUGACAAAAUGAUCCGUUUAAGACCGAUGGUCCAAAAUUUGUUUUGAUUAUUCUAAAAUGAGCUUUGUAACUAUGCUUUCAAACAUAGCUGUUACAAGGUUACAAGGACAGGUAGAUCUAGACAAAACUUAGUACAAGUACGGUACACUUAAUUUUGAUGCUACACAAAGGGCUGUAAACGUUGUUUUUUUUCUUCGAAUGCAAUCCCGGGCAACGCCGGUUUCAUGUGCUAGUAUUUAUCUAAAAGAUGUUUUAAUAUUAGUAACAGGAAAGAGUACACGGAAGGAAAUAAAUUCUUGUUAAUUUGUAACGACUACAAAAAUAAUGGUUGGUCUUUGGGGAAGCAGGUCCUCUCUGUUCCUUUGAACACAAUUUUAGGACCCCAAUUUUAGGUUGUAAAUGGCAUCGAGUAUUCUAAGUCUAAUUUAAAUAGCCCUUGAUUGUCUUCUCACCAGGCUCUGUUGGCGGAGGAAUACCUGUUAUCCGAUGUCGUUAGGCGGGGAAUUCUUUCGUCGGUUCCAGAUGCAUCCACCAACCUCAUCAAUGUUUUCCCCUUCAACUUCACCAACGUCAUUGCAAAUUUGUGAGUCAUUCUAUUUAUUGAACAGUUCAUUUUACCCACGUCAUUGCCAUUUUUUAAUUCAUUCUAUUUAUUGAACUGUUCAUUCAACGUCAUUGACUUGGUAUUUGUUACAUCGAAAUACAGUCAAGAAGAUAAAGAUAAAUUUUAACUGCAAACUGCAAAGAGUAACUUAACUUUCUCGGUCUCUAGAUGAUUGGAACAAAAUAUAACUCAAUGGAAACAAAUAUUUGAAUUCAUUUCAUAAAGUAGAAUCAUACACACGUCAUGUGUAAAAUGUGAGUUAUUGAAUGUGACAGGUCAAAUGUGAAUUAUUAAAUGUGACAGGUCAAAUGUGAGUUAUUAAAUGUGACAGGUCAAAUGUGAGUUAUUGAAUGUGACAGGUCAAAUGUGAGUUAUUAAAUGUGACAGUUCAAAUGUGAGUUAUUAAAUGUGACAGGUCAAAUGUGAGUUAUUGAAUGUGAAAGUUCAAAUGUGAGUUAUAAAAUGUGACAGGUCAAAUGUGAGUUAUUAAAUGUGACAGGUCAAAUGUGAGUUAUUGAAUGCGACAGGUCAAAUGUGAGUUAUAAAAUGUGACAGGUCAAAUGUGAGUUAUUGAAUGUGACAGUUCAAAUGUGAGUUAUUAAAUGUGACAGGUCAAAUGUGAGUUAUUAAAUGUGACAGGUCAAAUGUGAGUUAUUAAAUGCGACAGGUCAAAUGUGAGUUAUUAAAAGUGACAGGUCAAAUGUGAGUUAUUAAAUGUGACAGGUCAAAUGUGAGUUAUUGAAUUUAUAGGUAAAAUGUGAUGAAGCUUCACAUUCGGCUGAUUGUCUAUGAAUAUGUUAACAACGACAAGGAGAAGUUUUUAAUAAUUUAGUGGCCAUCUUUGAUUUAGUGGAAGCAGAGUGUUUAUUUUUGGUCCCCGAUUUUGUAAAGAUAAAUCUAACUCGUAAUCCCUCCACCUGACAGUCGAAUGGUGCACCGGACACCGGACAGUUUAAAAUCGGCUAUUGGACAACAUAUUUCAAAUCAGUGCGCUAAAUUCAUGAAUAAUGUUCUGGGAUUCAUGUUUUCGAGAAGCAAGCAUAAGAUGAACAAAUGUGUAACUACUGUCUUUUAGAGGUGGCCCCUUUGAUGAGUCCGUGCUGAGCUGCCUGCGACCCUCUGACCUGAACUACACUCACACUUGUGACAGAGUUGUCGCCCCGACAUCUGACCCUCUGGUGUUCAAGUUUACUAAAUGGCCAUUCUGCUCAACAACACACGAUGUAAGAAUUAUUUUUACCCACCUACAUACCUUCCUACAUACCCACCUACCUCAGUCAUCAGUACGCAGUCUCUAUUAAAUUAUCUUAUACCAUUUUGAGCCCUCCCAUCUACAGUGCUAACUUCCUCUCCAUAUUUCAGAAUCCUCCCAUCUACAGUGCUAACUUCCUCUCCAUAUUUCAGAAUCCUCCCAUCUACAGUGCUAACUUCCUCUCUAUAUUUCAGAACCCUCCCAUCUACAGUGCUAACUUCCUCUCUAUAUUUCAGAAUCCUCCCAUCUACAGUGCUAACUUCCUCUCCAUAUUUCAGAAUCCUCCCAUCUACAGUGCUAACUUCCUCUCUAUAUUUCAGAAUCCUCCCAUCUACAGUGCUAACUUCCUCUCCAUAUUUCAGAAUCCUCCCAUCUACAAUGCUAAUUUCCUCUCUAUAUUUCAGAAUCCUCCAAUCUACAGUGCUAUAGUCAACUGUACCCACAUUGUUGUUACCUUUCAUGACAUCAGUGUUGUGGAUACUAUACCCCAAAACCAGUUGAUUCAGUUUAUUUUGAUCAAGACGGCCAGGUGAGAUAUCAAAUGCCACCAUCACAUUAUAACUACACGUAAAACAUUUUAACAAAUGCGAAAGUCAUAAGUGCAGGCGUUCUAUUUAUUUUAGGCUCCCAGUGUUACGUAACGUGAUUAGCACCACGAGUACUAUGCAGUGACGCUGGUUGUACUGCUACUAUACUAGGGCUAUGAUUUUAUCUAUUAGUCAACACUCUAAGCUGACUAUCACCACCCUCACAUCCAACGGCACUCUCACUCACACACUUUUAAUACUAUUACUAUAUGACUAUAAGAACACAGGUGGUUCAUCCCGCGCAUAAUACAUAUUUAAUUAAAAGAAAAAUUAACUACCGGUACACACAUAUUAUUACAUAUAAUAUAAACAUUUAAAGAACAAAGAUAUAUACUGUCUAAUACUAAUUGCUAUGUACUAAGUUACGACUGGCUGGUUAUCUCUUCCUCGGUAAGCAAGUCAGGGCCAAAUCACACACACACACACUGCAGUAGUCUUGUUUGUUUAGCAUCCCCCUCUCUCUGGUCACUCGCACUGCACGUCUCUGGUCACUCGCACUGCACGUCUCUGGUCACUCGCACUGCACGUCUCUGGUCACUCGCACUGCACGUCUCUGGUCACUCGCACUGCACGUCUCUGGUCACUACUGCACGUCUCUGCUCACUCGCACUGCACGUCUCUGGUCACUCGCACUGCACGUCUCUGGUCACUCGCACUGCACGUCUCUGGUCACUCGCACUGCACGUCUCUGGUCACUCGCACUGCACGUCUCUGGUCACUCGCACCGCGACGUGAGAGGUGUAGACUCUAACACUUGAACGGUGGCGCACACACGCGGCCUGGCCGGCCGGCGGAAGUCUGGUGAUCUCCUGUAUGUAGCCCUAAUCUACACUUGAAUUCUUUAAUUAGGAUGUCAGCGUUAGUCUAGCCACUAACCGACUGACCUCAAUUUAACUCAUCUGAACUGAUCUAUGCUGGACUAGACUCAACUGUACUCGUUUAUACUAUACUGUAUACUAUACUAGCUGUCUACUAUACUGGCUAGAAAUGAGAAUAAUGAAUACAGCACAUAAGACAUAACUAAGACAUAUGAAUCACAUCACAUCAUUAUCAUACGCUAACUAACAAUACAAACAUUUCUUAAUCAAGACUACACAUGGAAAUUAAAGACAACUAACCUAGCAAAUUAGGAAUAAACAAAUUUCACCACAAUACUCUAGCUCAGUGGUUCUCAACCUUCACAAUGCCGCGACCCUUUAAUAAAGUUCCUCAUGUUGUGGCGACCCCCAGCCAAAAAAAUAUUUUUGUUGCUAUUUCAUAACUGUAUAGCAUAUGUGAUUUCAGAUGGUCUUAGGCGACCCCUAGGAGAGGGUCGUGCGACCCCCAAAGGGGUCGAGACCCACAGGUUGCGAACCGCUGCUCUAGCUAGUCAGGCUCUGCUGCCCAAUGACAGGUAAAAGCGAGAGUGGGUAGCGUCCUGCGCUCCCUUUUAUACCGUGCCUGUGGCGUCAGCGUGGGGCACGCCUUGGCCUUGACCAGAACGCUCCUUGUUUCAGCUGGGUCAUGGUCAAGGUGACAAGGUCAAUGCCCAUUGUUAGUAAUGUUAGGCCAAGCCUAAGUGUGCAAUAUCACUUGGAGUAGGGAAUGGAGAGCGUGUGACCUAGCGGGUCUCAAAAAGGUGAGAACCAGCGGUUCUCAACAGCAGGAGAAGGCUGAAUAUCUUUCCUUUGAAACAAACAAACAAUCAAAUUAAAAUGGACCAAAGUAUAUUAAUGAAUGCAAAUGUAUUGCUUCUCCGGUGUAGUGUGAGGAAAUUGAAGUAGUUUUUUGAAGGUCCUUAUUGAAAUAUCUUUUUUUUUCCUUACCAAUAAGUUCAAUAGAAAAAUAAAAUUGUAUUUGUAUUCUGCCCAUCCCACUAAAUUAAGUUUCGUCAAGAAAUAAAAUAUUUAAAAAUUAAUGAAAACACAAGUGAGAAUAGAUGAAAUAGUCAAUAAUUUUUGUUAAAACUUUUUCCCCCAGCUUCCCAUUGCUACCGUCAUGGACCAAAGGAAGCGGAAACCGUCCCAAUCCGUGUCCGCCAAUUUAACUACCCCAGCAUUGUCGGACUGACCAGAUGCUGUCGUUUGAUGUAUGCCUCCUAAACUGGACUCUCUAAAACAAAUUCAUUUUAAAAUAUUCAAUUUAUCAUUUCUCACAAUCGAUUUUUGUGUGUUUUACUUUACAUUUGAUUGUUUGUUUCCUGCACAUCUUGUUUUGAUUCUUUAAUAAUCACAAUAUGUCUACGUCACUGUCAACAACCAUUUAUUGAUUCUAGUUAAUAUCAGACAGUAUGAUACAGUUAUUUGACUUAAAGGAAAUAAGCUAAACAGAGUAGGAUAUGUCCGAUAAAGCGAUACAUUUAAGUUAGGCAUAUUGUUAUAUGUUGACUAGAUUUAAUUUUAAAACAAAAUCUUUUUAAAAGUGUCUUGUCAUGCUAAAUGGUUUUCUCUAUGGAAUAAACAGUGGAACAAGACACUUUCAAUACGAUUCAUCAUUUAAUUAACAAAAUAUAAAGAAAAUAAUAAUAAUAAAACUCCUUAUGACAUAGAUAUAUGAAAAAUUAUUUCAAGCAGUGGAAGGGAGAUGGGGGGGGGGGCGGUACGCUAUGGCAACGCCGACCUCUAGGUUGUGCGACUGUGCACUCGCACAGGGCGCCGUGGCCAUAGGGGUGCCUGGGGCGCCAAGUAAAUAUUUAAAUUCCCUUAGUAAAUUAUAGUGAGGUGGAAACCUUGGGUCCAGGGUUGCGAAACCCUGUUCUAACUUUUCGUACACG